Messenger RNA from Homalodisca vitripennis (glassy-winged sharpshooter), 2252 nucleotides. Its product is annotated as proto-oncogene tyrosine-protein kinase ROS-like. The record is from RefSeq and is a predicted model, not a curated record. Gene Ontology annotation, molecular function: protein binding. The transcript is spliced from 12 exons. NCBI's taxonomy places the organism in Eukaryota, Metazoa, Arthropoda, Insecta, Hemiptera, Cicadellidae. The coding region runs from base 1 to 2160 and encodes 719 amino acids.
AUGGUGUGGGUAACAUCGGCACGUGAGUACAAAAACCCCUCGACCUCUGUUGGCGGUAGGGAAACAACAUCACACCUCACGACCUCAGUGUGGACUGGCUCAACGACCAACUCUACGUGCUGGGACUCGCCGAUGGCAGUGCCCUCUGGCAGGUCAUUCGAUGUGGGCUCGAUGGAUGGUUCGGGUAUCACGGUGGCGGGCAGUGGCUGGUAUUUAUUCUGGGUGAUGAUCCAAGGCCCUGUGGGUGGAGGUCUGUACCGUCUGGAUCUGGCAGACAUCAGUAAUGGAGUGAAGCACGAAGUUAUACCAGACCAAAUCCUGUCCAGCCCCCAUUUAGGAGCAUUCACUGUCGACCAUACCAGCUUCCGCAUCCUGGUGCCCAACCAGCUGGAGAACACAGUUGUCGCUGUUUCCCUUGAUGGACACGAGGUGACAGACAUCCGCAGUAACACGCAGCAGCCGCAGUUCCACAAUGUGAUCUCUCUGGCGAUGGCUAACGGGCUGUUCUACUGGACCAACGGAGAACGUGUACUGACCGAGGAGUACCAUGCCGGUCAAGACAGCUACUUCCACAACCUCGUGUACACUGACGCUGCCAAGCCCCUCAUUUGUCAGCAUUCAGCGUCAACUUGCCCGUCCUCUCAGCCUGUGCCUGUGCCGGUCAAUCCUCCCACUGCAGUGCAGGCUGUGCUGGGCUCUCACACUGCCAAGACGUCCUGGACACAGCCCCAUCUACUCGGAGGCCAAGGCAAGGGAGCCUGGCAGGGCUGGUGGUACCAGCUGAGUGUACGGGACGUGGAGGCUGACACUGUGGAGGAGUGGGGGGAGAUCAACGCAACGUACUACACAGUGUCGGACCUGCGGCCCGGGAGAGAGUACGUGGUGCGAGCUGCCGCCUACACCACCGCAGGAAUGGGACCCUGGAGCUCGGAGUUCCGUGGCAAGACUCUGCGCCACUCUACGGGUGUUCCCCCCACCAUUCUCUGGUCAGCUGCGGAAGGUCUGCUACAAUCGGACGUUACUGGCGAGAGAGUUGAGACGCUUAUACACAGAGAUAACCUGAAGGACAGGAUUGGCUACCAUCACAUCACAGACAUUGCCUGGUACAGAGAUCAGUUGUACCUAGUGAGCAAUACGAGUCACGUACUGUGGUACAACCUGACGAGUCACGCACGCGGCCGUCUGCGUGACCUCGAGUCUGUGGGCAGCAUCGCUGUUGACUGGGUCGGUCACAAACUCUACUGGUCCAACCCCAAACAGCAGCUGAUUAUCAGAGGUAACCUGAAUGGCAGCCAACAAGAGCCUCUGCCAAUCCUGACUGUGGCUAAAGAACUGAACAUCGACGCAGUGGAGGGCUUCAUCUACUGGUCCACAGGUCAUGCUGUGGAGAGCUCCCGACUCAACGGCAAACACAAGAAGACUUACUACCCCGCAGAGCUGUUCUCUGGGAAACAGGUGAUGGGACUUACGAUUGACAUGGAUUCUCGCACAGUCUACUGGAUCGUCAGGAGUUACGAAGGCUCCUCACUGUUUCGUGCCUCCACUGCUGACAAACUCAAGGUGGGAGAAGAAAUAUUGCCCCAGAAGGUUUCCAGUCUUCAGUAUCCCAACAUGCAAGGGCCCCUGUGCUAUUUUGACAACCACCUGGUAUGGCUGAGGGAUGACCGCUAUGCUGUCAUCGGUGACAUGAUGGGCCAGAAUUCUGCAGUUCUCAGUGGAAUGAGCCUGUCCGAACUAAACAUGGUGGCUGUCGUGGACACUGCUCUGCACUAUUCCCCAAGAGGACGUAAAUUGUCAGAAGUGAAACGUGAUUCCCCAACCCAUUUCUCCAACAGUCUCUUCGAGUCAGAGGGAACUUUUGAAGAGUUUAAAAUUUGCUGGAAUCCAGUGGACAAUGAUAUAACGAGAGAAACCAUAGAGCCGUUCUGGAUUUACGAGAGCCCAUAUGAACUAGUCCCCUACUCGCCUCUCUUUGUGAGUGUGCGUGCCCUGACCUACUGGGGAGCAUCGUCGUCUGCUAGAGCUCUGCUUCACUCUCCUCCCUCCAUCCCUUCACAGCCCACCAACCCUCGAGUCUUCGUCUCAUACAACAGAAAUCCUGUAGAAGAAGAUCAAGAAAUAAUAGCAGUGUUCCGUUGGGAUGGCACCAGUUUCUCCUAAUGGUGUGAUCGUGAAGUAUCAAGUGUCGUUUUGGUUAGACAGCUCUGACCUCCAAGUCACAGAAUUGCCAGCCUCCACCAUGGAGUAUGUUG